AUGAAGAACACUAUCGGAGCUGUUCUCUUCGGCACUGCCCUUGUUGCAGCAGCACCACCUGCUGCUCGCCGUGAUGUCGACACUCGCUUCCCCUACACGGGACCUACCAUUCCAGUUGGUGACUGGGUUGAUCCUACCGUCAAUGGUAACGGCAAAGGCUUCCCUCGUCUGGUUGAGGCUCCAGCUGUGAAGCCGAGCUCAGCCAACCCUACCAACAAUGUCAAUGUUAUCUCGUUGGCCUAUGUUCCUGGCGGCAUGCACAUUCACUUCCAGACUCCUUUCGGUCUUGGAGGUGCCCCUAAGGUCCAAUGGGGCACCACGCAAGAUAACCUUUGCAACACUGCCGUAGGACAGUCUAACACCUACGCUCGUGAGCCUCCGUGCUCUCUGGCCCCUGUCACUCAAUGCAGUGAAUUCUUCCACGAGGUCCAAAUUACAGGUCUCAGACCCAACACCAAGUACUGGUACCGCAUUCCUGCUGCAAACGGUACUACUGAGUCCCAGACACUCAGCUUCCGUACCGCACAUGCUGCUGGAGAUCGUUCCGAGUUCACCGUCGCAGUUUUGAACGACAUGGGUUACACCAAUGCCCACGGAACUCACAAGUACCUCGGCAACGCUGUCGAUGAUGGUCUUGCUUUUGCCUGGCACGGAGGUGAUAUUUCUUACGCAGAUGAUUGGUACAGCGGUAUUCUUCCUUGUGAAUCCUCUUGGCCAGUCUGUUACAACGGCAGUUCCACCAGACUUCCUGGCGGUCCUCCUUACCCCGCAGAGUACCUCGAUGCACCUCUUCCUGCUGGAGAGGUUCCCAACCAGGGUGGUCCUCAAGGUGGUGACAUGUCUGUGCUUUAUGAGUCAAACUGGGAUCUUUGGCAACAGUGGAUGAACAACAUUUCUACCAAGGUGCCUUACAUGGUCCUUCCUGGCAAUCACGAGGCUGCUUGCGCAGAGUUUGAUGGAGGCAACAACACUCUUACUGCCUACCUCAACGAUGACAAGGCCAACUCUUCCGCACCUAAGUCGGAGCUUACCUACUAUAGCUGUCCCCCAUCUCAGAGAAACUUCACAACCUUCCAGCACCGUUUCCGCAUGCCCGGAGUUGAGAGUGGCGGCGUUGGUAACUUCUGGUACUCUUUCGAUUAUGGUCUAGCCCACUUCAUCAGCAUCGACACCGAGACGGACUUUGCAUACAGUCCUGAGUGGCCCUUCGUCCGUGACAUCAAGGGCAACGAGACUCUGCCUACCGAGUCUCAAACCUUCAUCACCGACAGCGGUCCUUUCGGCCGCAUCGACGGCAACCAAUGGAAGAACAACAGUGCUUACGAGCAGUACCAGUGGUUGGCUAAGGAUCUUGCCAGUGUCGACCGCACCAAGACUCCCUGGAUCUUCAUCAACGGCCACAGACCCAUGUACAGCAGUCAGACCGCUUCUUACCAGGCGAACAUUCGCAACGCCUUCGAAGCUUUGAUGCUCGAGCACGGCGUGGAUGCAUACUUUGCUGGUCACAUCCACUGGUAUGAACGCUUGUUCCCUCUCGGCCGCAACGGUACCAUCGACACUGCCUCUAUCAAGGACAACAACACCUACUACAUUAACGAAGGCAAGUCGAUGGUGCACAUUGUCAACGGUAUGGCAGGCAACAUUGAGUCACACAGCACUUUGGAUGCAGGUCAACCUGUUCUUAACAUUACUGCAGUGCUGAACCAGAGGGACUAUGGCUUCAGCAAGCUGCAGAUCACACCUACCUCUGCAACUUGGACAUUUACCAAGGGUGCUGAUGGUUCGGCUGGUGACAAGCUCACCCUGCUCAAGAGAAACAAAUAA
Molecule: messenger RNA, 1824 nt
Organism: Aureobasidium melanogenum CBS 110374
Lineage: Eukaryota; Fungi; Ascomycota; Dothideomycetes; Dothideales; Saccotheciaceae
Product: acid phosphatase AphA
Exons: 2
Coding region: 1-1824 (607 amino acids)
Molecular function (GO): metal ion binding; acid phosphatase activity
Source: RefSeq, a predicted model, not a curated record